Messenger RNA from Macadamia integrifolia, 1813 nucleotides. Its product is annotated as (S)-2-hydroxy-acid oxidase GLO1-like. Bases 513 to 1622 code for a protein of 369 amino acids. Gene Ontology annotation, cellular component: peroxisome. The transcript is spliced from 12 exons. Lineage: Eukaryota; Viridiplantae; Streptophyta; Magnoliopsida; Proteales; Proteaceae. Gene Ontology annotation, molecular function: oxidoreductase activity; FMN binding. The record is from RefSeq and is a predicted model, not a curated record.
AAGUCUGAUCUGGCAGCGUCUUCGUCUUGGCUUCCACAAUGAUUCUCAGUUACAAAUUCAUGAAUUUUGCUCACGAUUCGUACCUUUUUUUCUCCAGUGCCCAGAUAAGACUUGGCCUUCGGCUUGGCCACCCCACAGAGAGAGAGAGAGAGAGAGAGAGAGAGAGAGAGAAAGAGAGAGAUUGUGCGUUGAAAUACUGAAGAUACGGUUCCAAGUUCUCACCUUGAAAACUGAUCCAAAAAAACUGUUAGCCCCUCUUAACAGUCCAUCAGUCCCUAUCCAAUUUGUUUAUCAUAUGACGUUUCUAUUUUUUUAGUUUCUCCCAUCACAUUUACUUUGUAUUUAGUCCAUUUCUUCUGUUCACUCACUCACAGUCAAGAGAACCCAACUGGUUUCCUCUCAUGCAAUCCCCUGCUUAAGCAAAGGAACCCAAGGCACAAUAUGAUCUGAAUUUUUUUGCAUCUGCUAUUGAAUUUAGAUAUUAAGGAAAGCAUAAAUUGUCGACCGUAAAGAUGGAGAUAACCAAUGUUUCCGAGUAUGAGGCCAUUGCAAAGGUGAAGUUGCCAAAGAUGGUUUAUGACUACUACUCAUCAGGUGCAGAGGACCAGUGGACUCUUCGGGAGAACAGAAAUGCAUUCUCCAGGAUUCUGAUUCGACCUCGUAUUCUUAUUGAUGUGAGCAAGAUAGACCUGACCACUACUGUCUUGGGCUUCAAAAUAUCAAUGCCCAUUAUGAUUGCUCCAACUGCCAUGCAAAAAAUGGCACAUCCUGAAGGAGAGUAUGCAACAGCAAGAGCAGCAUCAACAGCUGGCACAAUUAUGACAUUAUCCUCAGGGGCUACCUCAAGUGUUGAAGAGGUUGCUUCUACAGGGCCUGGAAUUCGCUUUUUCCAGCUUUAUGUAUACAAAGACAGGAAUGUAGUUUCACAACUUGUAAGAAGAGCUGAAAGUGCUGGUUUUAAGGCAAUUGCCCUCACUGUUGAUACUCCAAGACUGGGUCGCAGGGAAUCUGAUAUAAAAAACAGGUUCUCUUUACCGCCAUUCUUGACAUUGAAGAAUUUUGAGGGAUUGGACCUUGGCAAGAUGGAUAAGACAGAUGGCUCUGGACUUGCUUCAUUCGUUGCUGGUCAAGUUGAUCGAUCUUUGAGCUGGAAGGAUGUGAAGUGGCUUCAGACAAUCACUUCGUUACCAAUUUUAGUGAAAGGUGUAGUAACUGCAGAGGAUACGAUUUUAGCCAUACAAAAUGGAGCAGCAGGUAUCAUUGUGUCCAAUCAUGGAGCACGUCAACUUGAUUAUUCCCCUGCCACUAUCAUGGCUCUGGAGGAGGUUGUUAAAGCUGCACAAGGCCGAGUUCCUGUUUUCCUGGAUGGUGGGGUCCGGCGUGGGACAGAUGUCUUCAAAGCAUUGGCGCUUGGAGCAUCUGGAAUAUUUAUUGGAAGGCCUGUUGUCUUCGCUUUGGCUGCUGAUGGUGAGGCUGGUGUAAGAAAGGUACUCCAAAUGCUUCGCGAUGAGUUUGAGCUUACUAUGGCAUUAAGCGGAUGCCGUUCACUCCAGGAGAUCACUCGUAACCAUAUUGUUACGGAAAGGGACCAACCUCGUCCUUUCCCUACCCCAAGGUUAUAAAGAUGCCUUGAAUAUCACCGAUGGGCCAACAUAUAAUCCAGUAAGUGUGAGGUUCCAUUUACAUCAUCAAGAGCCUGCCUGUUGUUGGAAGAGCUAAUUUCAGAUUCAAUGGAUUUGAGAUAAUUUGAAGAAUAUAAGUUAGUUAUGAUGGAUGCUACUUCCUCAAGUGGCUAUCCUAGCCUUUCCCCGUA